Messenger RNA from Capsella rubella, 1049 nucleotides. RefSeq names its product 50S ribosomal protein L5, chloroplastic. Gene Ontology annotation, cellular component: ribosome; cytosolic large ribosomal subunit. The record is from RefSeq and is a predicted model, not a curated record. The transcript has 4 exons. Lineage: Eukaryota; Viridiplantae; Streptophyta; Magnoliopsida; Brassicales; Brassicaceae. Gene Ontology annotation, molecular function: RNA binding; structural constituent of ribosome. Bases 85 to 879 code for a protein of 264 amino acids. Gene Ontology annotation, biological process: translation.
UGCCACUGGUUAUCACAAUAACGAGCGCCGAGAGCUCAGUCAUCUACUCAUCUCCUGCAACAUUAUCCACUUGGAGCUUCGACCAUGGCAUCUCCUUCGCUUCUGCAGUCUUCUGCUUCUUCGUUUCACGGCCGUUUUCCUCAAUUAGCGGCUCCAUCCUCCGCUCGGAUGCUCUCUGCGCCGCUCAGAAACGUGGUGAAAGUCUCGGCGUCCGGAACUGUGCUGGUCGAGAAAUCUGAGGCGGAGAAAACUCAGCGGCUCAAAACAGCUUACCUCGAGAGGAUUAUCCCUGCGCUCAAAGAAGAGUUCAAGUACGUUAAUAUUCACCAGGUUCCAAAGGUACAGAAGAUUGUUGUCAACUGUGGUAUUGGAGAUGCGGCGCAGAACGACAAGGGUUUGGAGGCUGCAAUGAAAGAUAUUGCGCUUAUUACAGGGCAGAAACCUAUCAAGACACGAGCUAGAGCUUCCAUUGCUACUUUCAAGAUCAGGGAAGAUCAACCUCUUGGUAUUGCCGUCACUCUCAGAGGAGAUGUAAUGUAUUCCUUCUUGGAUCGUCUUAUCAAUUUAGCCCUUCCGAGAACUCGAGAUUUCCAAGGUGUGAGUCCCAGUAGCUUUGAUGGGAACGGAAACUACAGUAUUGGUGUGAAAGACCAAAGUGUAUUCCCUGAAAUCAGAUUUGAUGCCAUUGGAAAAACGAGAGGAAUGGAUGUAUGCAUCAGCACAACAGCUAAAAGCGAUCAAGAAGGACAGAAACUAUUGGCUCUGAUGGGAAUGCCAUUCAGGGAAGGAGGUGGUGGCAACACAGGCGCGAUAGUGCGGAAGAAGAAACUAAAGUCUCAUCAUUUCGAUGCUAAAGGCAAAGGAAAGGGAAAGAGAUGAACAUAGCUGCUGCCUAUUGUAUGUAUUGUCCGUCUUCUGUAACCAUUUCAUGUUUCAGAAAACCCCUUCCUUUUUGUAAUGUUUUUGUUGCAUGCUCAAUUCCCUUACUUAUGAUGAUCAAAAUCGUGAGUUAAUUUUAUAAUAUCAGGAUGUGAUAAUUCUUCCUUUUA